CAUGAAUCUUCGCCGCUGCAUCCUGCGUGCGUAGGGCCAGCAUGUCGCGCUCUUUCACUUUCCAGCAACCCUCGCCAUGUCAUGCGCCGCCAGCCAGUUUGCCGCCAAGCGCUGCCGUCCUCGAAAUUCGCCGCAACUCGCGUGUCAUCCCAACAUCCACAUCUUCUACUGCCUCGCCAUGCUUCGAUGGUUGUCCAGCCCUCAUGCACGACCAUCCCCUAUCGCGGCGAGAACGACGACGACGUGUACGACAGCACGAUGACUUGUUCCAGCUUUGGCUGGGAGUAUUGCCUCGGAGGGAUGGAAUCGUCCACAGCAUGUGUCAUAAAUGAAAAAUGCGACGAUAAAGAUUCCCUUCAGUUGUUUCGCCAUGGGACAGGGAUUCCAACUCCCACCACCCCAUCACCGGUGCGAGCGAACUCAUGGUGGUCUCCGCCGGAACUCCUGUUAUGACACCUCGAGAGUCCAUCUGGCUAUGGCUGGCGCCUGUCAUUGCCGCUGGAUGUCUUGGCUGCCUUGUGGCGUACUGUUGUUGUCUGCGCCGUCCGGCUGAAGCACUGCCUUCGCCAAGACCUGUCGCCGCGGCAACGACUCCCCCCAUUGCGCACACCGUGUACCGCGAGGAUCACGUAGCCAUCCACACCGACGACACUGGACGAGCAUCUGUGGAUGUCUACCGCAUCAUCGUUGACGAAGAGCAGAUCCUUCCCGCACCUUCAGCGACCUCCAGCGCAUUCAUUGAAUCUGUUCCGCCUUCGACGACUUUGCGUCGUUGACAUGGCCAAAGCGUUGGGGUCCUGCUCUUAAAAUAACCAACAUCUUCCUUUGCAUGCACACGCCACACGAAGGCCAAAUAUAUCUAGAGUCGCGGCACCUUGUGACCAGAGAAAAUCAAGUCACGAUGUCGGCAAAAAUCGCGCCGUUUGCCGCGCAAGGCGGUGCCACGAGGGCUCAAAUCGCCAGUGCCAGCUUCAACCUUUUGGCCGUGGGCAUCACUGUCGUGAUCGGAGGGCAGUACUUUUCGUGGAACCUUGGGUUGGCGGCUGGAACACUGAGCUACGGCAUUUCGUCCAUCAUGAUGGGUCUGGCCUACGUAUCAAUCUCGUUGUGCAUGGCGGAAGUGUCGAGCAUGGUGCCGUUCGAAGGCGGCGCGUUUGGCCUGGCGCGGUGCACGUGGGGGUUCUACGCCGGGUUUGUCGUCGGUUGCUGUGAAGCUGUGCAGUACAUUCUGUACGUCACAUGCUCGUUCGUGGCGCUGGGGCGUAUGGUGGCGCUCUUUGUGCCAUUGAUUCACUCGUAUCCUUGGAUCGCCUGGCUCGCCAGCUACGUCUUGGCCAGCGCCAUGCUCAUCGUGGGAGGCAACGUGUACUGGCGAUGGAACCUCGCGCUGGCCUUGGUGUCGAUCGCGAUCUUACUCGUGUACGUCCUGGCGUCGUUGCCCCACGUCGAUAUGCAUGCCCACGCCGGCGGCAAUGACAUGCUUGUCGUCGGGGGGUUUUUCCAAUUCAUGAAGGUGUUUCCCCUUGGAGCUUGGUACUUUGUCGGCGUCGAAUCGUUGAAUUGUUUGUGUGGAGAGGUUGCCGAGCCGCGCGUGACCAUCCCACUCGGCCAAGUGUCCUGUGUCUUGACGUUGUUUGCCAGUGCCGUCUUGGUUUUUGUCGCCUCGAUAGGGACGAACCCAGGCAUGCCAGCCAUUUCGACGGCGCUUUCGCCCAUCACACUCGGCUUCAACAACGCAUUCAACACGACCGACGACGUGUCCAUGUGGUUUGUGCUUCCCGCUACGUUCGCGACCGGCCAAGGCUUUGUGCAAUCCUACACCAAGGUCGUGUCGGCCAUGGCGGGAUCGCACUUGGUGCCGGAGGUCUUACAUCGCAAGCACCCGACGCUCCACACACCGGUCAACGCGAUCGUUGGUGUGUCCACCGUGAGCUUUGCGCUGUGUUUUGUCGACUUUUACGGCGGCCUGGACACGGUUCUGUUCAACACGUGCAUCUUCCUUGGGUGCAUUUCGUACCUGUCCCAGUGCGUCGGGUACAUCUACUUGAAGAAGAAUUUUCGCACGAUGGAGCGCAAGUUUCGAAGCCCUGUUGGGAAAGCCGGCGCGAUCUACGCCAUCCUGAUUUGGGCCAUCACGAUGCUGUCCAUUGCGGGGUUCCAGGAAGACAGUCAAGUGAGCUUCGCCCUCGUCAUUGGCGUCCUUGCCUCGUGCUCUUUGUACUACGCGGUGUACGCCAAGUCGCGUCAAAAGUUCUCCGAGGAAGAGCGCAAGUCUCUGUUUUUUGCCCAUGUUGCCAACCACAACAACUCGAAGCGGUCGCAUCUCUCGAGCAAGCGAUCGUCUGGGAAAUUGAACACUGUCCUCAAGCGACUGGGGCUCAAGCGCCUUGCGACGGUCGCAGCAACCCCCCGGCCGUCGACUGUCGGAACGUCGACGACGUCGCCCCCCGCCGACUUGCAAGGCGGGGCGGCCAAAAAGAAGCGCAGUUCUGGAGCCUCCAAGGGGCCAUCGGUUCACGAAGCGCCCCGAAGGAUGCACACCAGUCAGCAUUAGCCACUCCAUCAAGAUAUCCAUUGUGUAUAUGCAUGCAAAAAAUUUGGGCAUGAAUCGUGUAUCCAUGGAUGCGAAUGUGCUAGCCAAAAAUGCUCCUCACG
Aphanomyces invadans is the source of this 2655-nucleotide messenger RNA. RefSeq lists its product as hypothetical. The coding region runs from base 830 to 2554 and encodes 574 amino acids. Gene Ontology annotation, molecular function: transmembrane transporter activity. Gene Ontology annotation, biological process: transmembrane transport. NCBI's taxonomy places the organism in Eukaryota, Oomycota, Saprolegniomycetes, Saprolegniales, Verrucalvaceae. The record is from RefSeq and is a predicted model, not a curated record. The transcript is spliced from 2 exons. Gene Ontology annotation, cellular component: membrane.